AAAACACCUCCCUCCAUUGCUAAUUGCUAAUUGCCAAAAAACAAAAUCCUUCUUUCAACCUCUUUCUUUGAUAAGAUAAGCUCGCACCGCCAUAAAGAGGGAAGACAAGUGCCUUUAAUGCUUAUUGAUUCCUAUUUAUUUUCUUUCGUUUUCUGAUUUUUUAAUGGUCGAAACCGUGAGGAGAGAAGGAAUGGCUUGGAGAGAGAAGCCAAAAAGCGCUUUUUGGUCAACAUUUAUGAGGGUUUUCUUCUUGUUUUUGGCGUUUCUUGCAACCACGACGGCGACGACGACGGCGCAUGAACUGAGCCAGCAAAUACGACUGCCGCACAAGAACGCGUACGCCACCAUGAUGUACAUGGGUACGCCAAGGGACUACGAAUUCUACGUGGCCACACGUGUCCUGAUCAGAUCGCUAGCUAGACUCCACGUGGACGCUGAUCUUGUUGUCAUUGCCUCCGUCGACGUUCCUCCCCGAUGGGUUCAAGCUCUGGAACAGGAAGAUGGAGCAAAGGUGGUGAGAGUGGAGAACCUUAAUAAUCCAUAUAAGCAUUUUGACAAGAGAUUCAAGUUGACACUGAACAAACUCUAUGCCUGGAAUCUAGUGGAUUAUGACAGGGUGGUCAUGCUUGAUUCUGAUAACCUCUUUCUUCAGAAUACUGAUGAAUUGUUCCAAUGUGGACAGUUUUGUGCUGUUUUCAUUAACCCUUGUAUCUUCCAUACAGGCCUCUUUGUAUUGAAGCCAUCAAAGGAGGUGUUCAAGGAUAUGGUUCAUGAACUGGAAAUUGGGAGGGAAAAUCCAGAUGGUGCAGACCAGGGUUUUAUUAGUGGCUAUUUCCCUGACUUGCUUGAUCAGCCAAUGUUCCAUCCUCCCCCCAAUGCUACCAAGCUUAAUGGACACUAUAGGCUUCCUUUGGGUUAUCAAAUGGAUGCCACAUAUUACUAUCUUAGAUUGCGAUGGAACGUACCCUGCGGGCCAAAUAGUGUAAUUACAUUUCCUGGUGCACCAUGGUUGAAGCCAUGGUAUUGGUGGUCAUAUCCUGUCUUUCCAUUAGGCAUUUCAUGGCAUAACACUCGCCUUCAAACUCUCGGGUAUGGUGCGGAGAUGCCAAUGGUGCUUAUUCAAACAGUAAUUUAUUUGGGAAUAAUAACAGUGACACGUCUGGCACGGCCUAACAUCCCUAAGCUCUGCUAUCGACGGAUAGACAGGAGUGUCUCGUUGAUACAAGCAGGCCUGAAAUUAGUAGCGAUAUGGUCGAUUCUUGCUGCGUACAUAGUACCCUUCUUUCUUGUACCUACAACCGUCCAUACAUUACUAGGCUGGUCAUUAUAUUUAAUAGGCACAUUUGCACUUUCCUCUAUAGCAAUCAAUUCAUUUUUCUUGCCAAUGCUUCCAGUUCUGUCACCAUUGCUGUUGAUAUUUGGCUCACUUUUGGUCAUGGCAUUUCCUUGGUACUCAAACGGUAUUGUAAGAGGUUUAGCUAUAUUUGGCUACGCUUUCUGCAGCUCACCAAUUGUUUGGGUUUCGUUUGUUAAGAUUAUGGCAUGUCUACAAGUGUCGCUUGAAAGGGAAGCAUUUUUCCCAAGAUUGGGAGAAUCUACACCGCCUCCUGGAUUUAACAAGUUGUACUGAGGAGCAAGCCUUCUUGAUUGAAAGAUUUUGAAGCUGCUUUAUUUUUUGGUGUGGGUGAAGGUUAUGGGCUAGUUUGAUUCUGCAUGGGCUUUCCUGCGUCUUGUAUAAUCUUUUUUUUUUUUUUAACAACAGUUGAUACAUUUUAGAAGAGCGGAUGCUCAGCUCACUUCAUUUAGAACAGUAGCCAUAUAAUCAUACACAUUGCUUCAUUAAUCAUCCAAAUGCUUUUCAUUGCAA
Messenger RNA from Pistacia vera, 1867 nucleotides. RefSeq names its product putative glucuronosyltransferase PGSIP8. Gene Ontology annotation, molecular function: glycosyltransferase activity. Bases 164 to 1630 code for a protein of 488 amino acids. The transcript has 5 exons. Lineage: Eukaryota; Viridiplantae; Streptophyta; Magnoliopsida; Sapindales; Anacardiaceae. The record is from RefSeq and is a predicted model, not a curated record.